AUGAACGACAUUAAGAGCAAGAAGAUUAACUGGAGUAACAUUCGAGAAGUUCAUGCAGAUGGUAGUGAUCCAAACAAAUUGUUUUUUAAAUAUGACCUGUCUGAGUUUGAUUAUAAUAUUUUAUUGAUUCGCAGUAACACGAGAAACUCGGUACAAACUGAACUAAAACCUGCAUAUUCCGAGCCUAUUAUGGUUCCUGCUGCUAAACAUAAAGACUUGAUAGAUAUGUGCCGCUCAGAAGUAAUUCCCUCAGAGUAUCAUCCAUACUUUAACUCUUUGCCACAUCACACCAACGUUGAUGUUUCUGAAGAAUCGGAUGAUAAUCUAUCGGAAUAA
This is a messenger RNA of Parnassius apollo (apollo), 336 nucleotides long. The record is from the annotation of a GenBank genome assembly. Lineage: Eukaryota; Metazoa; Arthropoda; Insecta; Lepidoptera; Papilionidae.